CUUUGAAUGAACGACACUUACACGAAUUUCGAAAUUUGCGAAGGGAAUCGUGGAAUUAUUUUUAAUUCCACCGAAUAUAUAAGUGUCUUGUGGCUUUUUUGUUUGUACAUUUAAAUUAAAGAUGGCUUUUUCCAUGUUUCUUCGCAAUUCAGCAUGUACAAGCCGCAUAUUCAGCCAGCAAGUAAUGCGGCUAGCAACACAGCCUGCCUUCGCGCAGCGCGCCGCAGCCGCCUCCGUGCCCCUCAAGAGCUUAGCUCUGAACCAGAGCAAUAGCACGCCUAUUCUUAACGCUGUGCGCACGUUCCGCACGACGGCGCCCGCGCUGGCCGAGCACGCGCACGACCACUCCAAGCUGUGGGUCAUCGAGAAGGCAGUGACAGCUGCCAUGGUGCCGCUAGUCCCCUUGGCGCUGCUGAUGCCUAACAAAAUAUUCGACUCGGUGCUGGCUAUUCUCAUCACUGCACACAGCUUCUGGGGUCUGGAAGCCAUAGCUGUUGACUACGUGCGCGCCAGCAUCUUCGGCCCCUUCAUCCCAAAGCUGGCCAUCGGCCUCGUCUACCUCAUCUCCAUCGCGACCCUCGGCGGCCUCUUCUACAUCAUCAGCCAUGACGUCGGCCUCGCCAACGCCGUCAAACAGUUCUGGGGGGUUAAGGCUAAGCAGGCGUAGGCUUUGAGUGGAUAUAGCCCUUUUUAUAUGUAUGUAUGAAGAAAUCUAGAUAGCGUUCUACGGAAUUGCCUAUCUCACCGGCUCUCAAGGCCUGUGCACACCGGCUGCGUGUGCGUGACUUGCACAUGCGCGUGCGGCGUUGUAGUAUACAGAUCCUUAUGAGAGAUGGCACACCGCUUGCGUGACGUGUGCGUGUGCGGCUCCAACAUUUUAGCGCACGCACACGCGCACGUCACGCACACGCAAGCCGGUGUGGCUAGGCCAUUAACCUUUUUUGGCGACGGAACUCACGGAACCCUUUUGGAAAGCAAAAUAUUUGACGGCGGAGCCCCAAAUUUAAAACUUUCGUUUCGUAUAGGAGUUUCUUUUUACGCUUAGACAAAAGCGUCGUCAUAUAAUUACAAUGCUAAUCACACGAAAAAAAUGUGCUUUUGUGCUUUGUGCAGACACGUCGAAUGCUCCUAACACAAAAAAAUACUAUAAAAAACCACAUGCAUAUGGAAAGGGUUAAGACCUAUUUGCAAAUCGCUAGAACCAGAUGUUUUUUAGUGAUUCAGUUUAAAUUCAAUUGUCUGGAACAAUUGAAAUUUGGUAGCACAGUCGCCAUCAGUUAUAUCGGAGCGGCCGAGGUGCUCAAAAAUAUCUGAACACGCCUCUAUAGUCAAGGCGUUAAGUGCGUGUUCAGAUAUUGUGAACACCUUGACCGCUCAGAUAUAUCUGAUGGCAACUGUACAUGUACCUAGUUCUUUUUUUGUAAGGGUCUUGGGACUUUUUUUUUAGUUUCUACUGGCGCUUGCGAUUUGCACAAUCAACGUUUAAGUUAUUAGUAAUAUUUGCUACUAUAAACUCCAAUUUAAAAUAAGUUUACUCGAUUAUUUUUAAAUUGAGAAAACAGCAUUUUCAUAUUUAAGGUAAAUUUACCUGUUUUUGGCACCAAUACAAAGGUUUUUUUUUUAAUAUUUAUAGCGGCAAAUACUACUAAUACCUAGGCAAACCUAGGAUAUUUUGAAAAUUUGGCCAGAUAUUUGACUCGAGAAUGUAUUAUUAUUACCUUUAGGUCAUCUUAUACAAUUUUUUAAGGUUACCCGAGGCUGUAAUUAUUUAUUUUAGUGACAAAUUCGAAAUUUUAAUGAGAUUUUAUUGGCUUAUGUAUUUAAGUUGAAAUUAUUUUUUUAACAUAAUGGACUAUUUGUAUAUUUGCAUGCUUGCCUCGAAUCAGACAUCUGGCUUGGGGCCGUUCAUUUAUUACGUGAGAUCUUACUGUUGCAAGAUACUUAUACGAAUCAUACAAUGUUUUUUGUUGUCAUGUUUAUGUGACUUAAAAACUAAAGUAUUUCAUGUAUCAGUUAGAAAAGUAUUUUAUACUUACGUAAUAAAUGAAUCUGCUCAUUCGAGACAAUACCAGGUACUUAAUGCGUAGCACAAUUCUUUACUUUUUGAAAGUAUUAAUUCGGUUUAGCGUAGUUAUGAUUGUGCUGUGAAGUAUCGGGGGUUUUGAUGUGAUUAAUUUAUUAUAGUUUAAUAAAGGAAGUACCUUUUA
Molecule: messenger RNA, 2207 nt
Organism: Cydia fagiglandana
Lineage: Eukaryota; Metazoa; Arthropoda; Insecta; Lepidoptera; Tortricidae
Gene: SdhD
Product: succinate dehydrogenase [ubiquinone] cytochrome b small subunit, mitochondrial
Exons: 4
Coding region: 122-667 (181 amino acids)
Biological process (GO): mitochondrial electron transport, succinate to ubiquinone; tricarboxylic acid cycle
Cellular component (GO): mitochondrial envelope; membrane
Molecular function (GO): ubiquinone binding; heme binding; succinate dehydrogenase (quinone) activity
Source: RefSeq, a predicted model, not a curated record